Messenger RNA from Cynara cardunculus var. scolymus (artichoke), 924 nucleotides. Its product is annotated as floral homeotic protein DEFICIENS-like. Lineage: Eukaryota; Viridiplantae; Streptophyta; Magnoliopsida; Asterales; Asteraceae. Gene Ontology annotation, cellular component: nucleus. The transcript is spliced from 7 exons. Gene Ontology annotation, molecular function: DNA-binding transcription factor activity, RNA polymerase II-specific; protein dimerization activity; RNA polymerase II cis-regulatory region sequence-specific DNA binding. Bases 116 to 814 code for a protein of 232 amino acids. Gene Ontology annotation, biological process: positive regulation of transcription by RNA polymerase II. The record is from RefSeq and is a predicted model, not a curated record.
AAUUUUCUGUGUUAUUCUCUCAACUUUUGCGAAAACCUAAUGAGAACAACAUUUUGGAUAGAUCGAUAGAUUGACAAAGCUUUGCUAAAAAAAGGAGAUCCACAGAGAAAAAUCAAUGGCGAGAGGAAAGAUCCAGAUAAAGAAGAUAGAGAACUCGACGAACAGGCAGGUAACGUAUUCCAAGAGGAGGAAUGGAUUGUUUAAGAAGGCGAGUGAACUCACUGUGUUGUGUGACGCAAAGGUGUCGAUUAUCAUGGUCUCCUGUACUGAUAAGCUUCACGAAUACAUCAGUCCUUCUAUUACGAUGAAACAGUUCUUCGAUCAGUAUCAGAAGGCAUCAGGAAUCGAUCUCUGGAACUCCCACUAUCAGAAAAUGCAAGAGGAACUGAGACAACAAAAAGAGGUGAACAGAAAUCUUAGGAAACAAAUUAGACAAAGAUUGGGUGAUUGCUUGGAAGAUCUAGGGUUUGAAGAGUUGUUCGCACUCGAAAAAGAUUCACAGGAGGCUGUGUACAUUAUUCGUGAGCGCAAGCUCAAAGUUAUUGGCAAUAAAGUGGAGACUUCUAAGAAGAAGGUGAGGAGCGCCCAAGAUGUAUACAAAAAGCUGAUGCAUGAAUUCGAUAUAAGAGGAGAGGAUCCACAAUACGGGAUGAUAGAGGAUGGAAGAGAUUACGAAAACAUAUAUGCAUACCCUCAGAUGGGUGCACCACACAUGCUGACUCUCCGGUUGCAGCCGGACCAUCAAAACAAUCUUCAUGUUGUGACAGCUGGAACCACAGCAUCCGAUCUCACCACCUAUGGCUUGCUUGGCUAGAACCAUUAUGUACGUACCACUGAUGAACAAAUUGAAUUUCAAGACAAUUCAAUUGUGUCACAACUUGUUAUUUCUUGUUCAUAAGGGUUUGCCUCGAGUUUGGUUGGCAA